AUGUUGCAGGUGAUUUUUCGGGUUGCUCUGUUGCUUCUUCUGUUGGUUGUCUGGUGUGCUGCAUUGGAGGAAGCCCAAACUAAAGGCUGCGUUUGUGGAUACCCUGGAAUACCGGGGGACCCCGGGCACAACGGGACACCCGGCAGAGAUGGACGAGAUGGAUAUAGCGCUGAAAAGGGGGAUAGAGGUGAAGUCGGUUCAACUGGUCCAGCAGGCAGUAAUGGUGCCAAGGGCGACAAAGGAGAGCUUGGUGCCGUCGGCCCAGCAGGGCUCAAAGGAAAAAGGGGGGAUAAUGGAGAGCGGGGCCCUCCUGGGAAAAUGGGGCCUCAAGGAGUCUCCGGACCCCUUGGCUUGAAAGGAAAUAAAGGGGAGCUUGGGCUGCCUGGACCUCAGGGACCUAAAGGUGAUUUGGGGGCUCUUGGACCUGAGGGUCAAAAGGGGGAAAUUGGUCUUCAAGGCGACAGAGGCUUUCAGGGACCACUCGGACCCCCGGGCAGGCCAGGCCCAAAAGGGGACAUUGGUGCUCCGGGUCACAAAGGCAGCAUCGGUUAUCGUGGGGAAAGGGGGGGUCGAGGAGAUAAAGGUGAUCGGGGCGACAAGGGAGAAGAACUUGUUAUCUCUAAAAGCGCCUUCUCUGUGGGACUCACAGCACAGACUAAACUCCCAGCAGCCAAUGCACCAAUCCGGUUUGACAAGAUCAUUUACAACCGACAGAAUCACUACGAUCCACAAACAGGACGAUUCGCGUGCUCCGCAGCAGGCGCCUACUACUUCACCUACCACAUCACCGUCUUCUCCAGGAACGUGAAGGUGGUUCUCAUGAAGAAUGGAGUAAAGAUCAUCCACACCACGGACAACUACCAGAACAGCGAGGACCAGGCAGCAGGGGGCGCUGUGCUGCACCUUGAGGUGGGCGACAGAGUGUGGCUGCAGGUGGCUGGAGGAGAGUUGUUCAAUGGGCUCUUUGCUGAUGAAGACGAUGACACUACUUUCUCUGGAUUUUUAAUCUUUGGAGCUUGA
Limanda limanda (common dab) is the source of this 1020-nucleotide messenger RNA. It is a transcript of the gene c1qtnf9, whose product is annotated as C1q and TNF related 9. The transcript has 3 exons. Bases 1 to 1020 code for a protein of 339 amino acids. NCBI's taxonomy places the organism in Eukaryota, Metazoa, Chordata, Actinopteri, Pleuronectiformes, Pleuronectidae. The record is from RefSeq and is a predicted model, not a curated record. Gene Ontology annotation, molecular function: protein binding.